Molecule: messenger RNA, 2359 nt
Organism: Ilex paraguariensis (yerba mate)
Lineage: Eukaryota; Viridiplantae; Streptophyta; Magnoliopsida; Aquifoliales; Aquifoliaceae
Source: the annotation of a GenBank genome assembly
UCUUCUUCCCCACUGCGACACUCCCAUGCGACCUCGACGAGCCAGUACUUUUCAGAAUAUCGCACUGGAGAGAGAGAGAGAGAGAGAGAGAGGUGCUUAUGGACGAUUGACGCUGCUUCAUUUCUAUCUCUUCGAAAAACUAAAAUGAACCACCACCUCCGUCAUCACAAUCACCACCGUGAUGCCACCAAGCGCUGUGGACCCAAACCCCUGGACACAUCCAUCACACUGCAGGCAGGCCAAGUGGUCUUCCGGCUCCUAUGUCACGUGAUCAACGCUGGGGGAGUCAUCGGAAGCUCCGGUGCAAUCGUCAAACGCUUGGAACACUUAACCGGUGCGAAAAUCUUGGUGGAGGACACGAUUCCGAACUGCCACGAACGGGUCAUCAAUAUCAUCGGCGAUGCAGCCAUUGACAAGAAGAUUGCAGUUGAUGUUCGAGACGAGAACUUGAUAGAAGGAUGUGAAGAGGUGUCGCAGGCACAGGAGGGGUUGAUUAGGGUUUUCGAGAGGGUUUUGGAGGUGGAAAGGAAUAAUGGUGGGGUCAUUGGCUGUAAAUUGCUCGUGGGUAAUGGGCAAAUUGGGGCGGUAAUGGGGAAAGGAGGACGAAUUAUUUCUGAGAUUCAGAAAACUACGGGGGCAAAGAUUCGUGUCUUGAACAAAGAGCAGGUUCCAGUUUGCGCAACGCCAGAGGAGCGAUUGAUCCAGAUAAUGGGCGGCAUGGUUUCUGUAAAGAAGGCUUUGGUUGCUGUUUCCUGCCGUUUACAAGAUCGCACACCAAUAGAGAGUGCAGUGGUACACUGUGGAUCUUUAUGUAAUCCAUGCACGGCCUAUUCCCCUAGUAAUUCUGUUGACCAUUCUUUGAUUGGGCUAUCAUUGUCAGCUGACGUUGACAGAGUCCUUACUUUGGAUAAAGACAGUGGGCAACAAGAAGUUGUGUUUAGAUUGCUCUGCUCUACAUUGACAGUUGGGGGUCUAAUUGGCAAGGGUGCAACCAUAGUCAAAUCUUUAGAGAAGGAAACAGGUGCUUCUAUAAAGAUUCCAGCUGCUGUACCUGGGUCAAAUGAGCGUGUUGCCACUAUUGCUUCAUUGGAGAAUCCUGAACAAUUGUACUCGCCUGCUCAAAUUGCCAUUGUUCGUGUUUUUGCUAGAUCCAUUGAGGUUGGCUUUGAUCACCGGCUCAUAUCAGGCUUGGGUAAGGGGGAAACUAUAACUGCAAGACUUCUUGUUGCGUCAAACCAAACCAGUUGCCUGAUUGAUGAAGGAGGAAGCGUUGCUUCAGAUAUAAGUACUCUAACUGGUGUUGAAAUACAGCUACUGGGAGGGAACUUUAUUCCAAGUUGUGCCACGGAGAAUGAUAGAGUUUUGCAGAUUAUUGGUGAAUAUGAGAAUGUAAAGAGUGCUCUAUUUGAAAUUACCGGUAGACUGAGGAAUAAUAUUUUUUCCAGUCUGGUAUCUGAUAGAGCAGGAGUUGGGCGCUAUUCUUUCUCUGCAAUCCCUGAUAGGAUUCCCCAUGAGAGUGGGAACACUAUUUCUCCUGGAUCGGACCAGUUUUCAGGUCGGUAUCCUUUUCAUCAAGUGGAUCACCUUGGAUUUCUGCCCAAGUUCGGUGCUCCUCACUCCCCAAGGUUGCAGCCUUCACAGCUGAAGAAAAUGGCUAGAGGGGAAAGAAAACCACCAGAAGAUAGUGUAGGAGGCUUGACAACUUCUAAAGGUGGGCUUGAUCAUGGGAGCAUGGGUCCUGCUGUUGUAACAAAUAAAACUGUAGAGGUUGUAGUUCCUGAACAAGCUUUUGGCUCCAUCUAUGGUGAGAAUGGUAGCAAUCUGGCUCGUCUAAAAGAGAUUUCAGGUGCAACAGUAAUAAUGCAAGAUCCUCGCCCUGGUGAACAAGAUGGGAAGGUAAUCAUAUCCGGGGUGCCUGAUCAAAUCCAGGUUGCAGAGAGCCUGCUGCAAGCCUUCAUCCGAGUUUGAGCGUAAUUUCUAGAUUAUGGGUGUCAGCGCUUAGGAUUGUUAAAACAAAGUUGUUGUGCAGUUAGCCUUCUCCCCUCUAAUAGCAACUAGUGAUGGUACAGUUGUAAAGCUGCAGAAGUAGUUUGUUAGCAUGAUCAUUAGUCUGUGUAUCAAAAGGUCUUUUUACUAGGGACGAUCUAAAGAUUGAUAGGGAAUUACGCAUCUUUGUCAAACUUUUCUGCAAGGUGAACAGAGGUGGUGGUACGGAACAACAAUAUGAAUGGCCAUGUACUUGAAUGUGUGUAUGUUUUGAGUAACGGAAGGUCAAGGGACCAAGGUUUGGUACUGGUAGCCAAUAUGCAUUUAACAAAGAACAAUGCUGAUACUAUGUGCUAUGCCAUCUCAUUAUGAU